Molecule: messenger RNA, 4170 nt
Organism: Nymphalis io (European peacock)
Lineage: Eukaryota; Metazoa; Arthropoda; Insecta; Lepidoptera; Nymphalidae
Exons: 1
Coding region: 190-1425 (411 amino acids)
Source: RefSeq, a predicted model, not a curated record
UGCGCGCGAGUCGCGUUCGCGGUUGACAACUAUUACCAAACAACAAGAAAAAACGUUAAACUUCGAAAACACCUUGACAUGCAAAUUGAUUAUCUCAAAUUCAAACAUUUUUAACGGUAUGCAAUGAGCAGUCAGUGAAGUGCUGUGCGCUGUGCUUAAAUAUAAUUAAAGUUAUGUUAUAACUACAAAAUGGAGGACGUAUAUACAAUUAAAGUGAAAACAAAACCAGACACGAGGAAUUUAUAUCCAUCAGAGAGGAGAUAUUCUGCGUCCACAGUGUCCGGCCUUGCCUGGGUUCACAUUGCACUGGCGUCUACUGCGUUUCUCCUCGCCUGCCUUGCUUUAGUUAAUCCGAACGGCGGGGUGCAAAUUAAAAACGACACAAGGACGGACAAUUCAACGGAUAUAUCGGAAGAAUCGAGUAAUAAUACGUUUAUACUUAUUCUAGCGCCGAUUUUGCUCACAGUAUUCGCUCUAGCCGCCGGCGUUACUUCUAUUUUGGCAUCCGUUCGGUGGUACGUCGAUAGGAACAUAACAUGGCUAUUUGUUAUGUCAAUAUUGUCGACUAUUUUUUCUUCAAUUUCCUUUAUUAUGAUCAUUGUCUGGUUAAUAACUAGCGAGGAGGACAUAUCAGAUUUCUAUAAAGACAAAAUACCAUUCAAAGAGAUUUUAAUAAUAAAACAUUCGGAAAUUAUAGAUAGGAACGAAUCACAUUUCGUGAUACCGAAAAAUUCGACAGAGUUUAAAUAUGAGGAUUCGAAAUUAUUUACAAAACGCGUGCUAUCGAUAAAUAUAUUGAUUGCGGCAUUUCUGGAACUUCUCUGGUCGAUACUGAGCGUGAAAAUAUCUUAUAAAGGUAUGAGGAACAAUUAUAAAGAGGCCGACGAGAGACGCGGCAAUUGCGUUUCAGUUGUCACAACGAUAAAAGGUAACAAUACGAAGAAAAUGCCGCGCAACAGUAAACUCAUACCAAAACCAGAUCUCAUCGAUAACUACCCUAGUAGGAAGAUAAAGAAGAUAUUCUUCGCUCAAAAUGACAACGGAUUUUAUUUGAAAAAUCAAAAUAAUAAAAUGAAACAGAACACCGAAACGAGUUCGGAGUUUUACAAGGAGAGAAUGAUGACAUUCUUGAACAGAUGCGCCGAAGGAGUCUCCAACGCGGACAUCAGGACUCCCAGCGUCCAAUCGGAGGCUGUUCUCAAUCCAAUCCAAGAAGGAGUCGUUGAUAUCAGUGUCCAAGAUUUUAAACAGGAGAUGAAGGAGCCGAGCAGGGUUACUCCCGUCAGCUGGGGGGACGCGUCCGACAUCACGGUAUACAACCAAAACACGUUAAAUUUGGAUAAAAUAUUUAAUUUCAAAAAGAAACAGCGAGAUGUAAACUUAGAUACGAAAGACGAGUCUAGUGAAAAUAAUCAGAAUAAUUAAUUGAGCGUGAAAAGGACUGGACGAAAGUUAAAGUAAUUAUAGUUAAUGAAGCAAUGCAACUACGAGUAUGUAACACGGAUAUACCAAUGUUCAUUAUUUUAUAUACAAACUUUAACUAAUUACCAACACUAACGAGUUUUCUAUGGCUUUCCUACGUGUUUUUUUUUAAUCUAUCAAAUUAGUUUUGAGAUGUCUACAGAUUCAACACAAACGUCGUUUUUUUUUAAUUUAAAUGUAAGUACAUUAGGCUUUGUACAUAUUAAUAAAAUUAAAAAAGUAACUAGUAUCCAUUGUAUAUGAGACAAUGCACUUAUACGAUUCGUGUGAAAUUAGAAAUAUACACAAACGGAUAUAUAAAUAUUUUAGCUUAAUACGUAUCCGAUCACGCGAGGUAAUGUUCUGUAGAUUGAAGUGUGUAUUUAAUUGUACGUUUCUCCAUAAUUUUUAAUGAUUAAUUAUCUUAAGUCUUACGAAAGGUGCUGUGAUUGAUCAAUCUCGUGUAUUUUUCUACGUUGAUACAAUAUAAUUCCUUCAAUUUAAUUAUUGUGGACACAAUGUUAUCAAGGACAAGAAAUAUAUUAAGAAAGAAAUGACUCCAAGAUCCAAUUGCAAACAGCAUAGAUUUAUAAUUUGGAAUUAUGGUACGUAUACACAAGGCCAAUAACCGACUCAAAAUCACUAAGCCAAAACAUUAAGCAAAUUAAAUGAAAAAUGCAAUGUAAUUUACACGUAUUAUAUCGAGGCUUUCAUCUUUUUUGUGCUAGAAAUCCUAUUACAAUGGAUUGGCUUGAUGUAGUGGAUCGCCUCUAGUCGAUUGUCUCGGCUAUUAGCCUCGUGUAAAUGCACCAUUAAUGACGAAUAUUUGCGCUUGCUCGAUUUAACAUUAUAAAAGUUUCAAAUUAUCUCUGCAAGCAUAAUAUGACAUAACGAAAAAUUAUUCAAUACUAUAAUGUCGUCUGGUCGACAUUCGACAUUUUUUUUUUGUAAACAAGUAUAUUUUGUACCUUUUUUUGAAUUAUUUUUCGUCAUCAUAAGUAAUAUUAUAAAUACUAAAGUGAUCCGUACCAGCCUGUGAAUGCCCCACUGCUGGGCUAAAGGGCUCCUCUCCCUUUUUUUUGAGGUUUGGAGAGUAUACGAAAGUGAGUUUGUUUAUUUUUUGUUGCGCUUUCACGCCUUUACUAAUCAACGAAUCAGCAUGAAAUUUUACAUGUAUAUAUGUACAUAGGUAUACGAAAGGAUAUAGAAUACCUAACUCCUACCCCUCAGCGAUAACUAGUUUUAUCAUAAAGAAUAAUUUUAUAAGUAUUUAUAAUAGUUUUCAAUGUUCAUACUUAAAAUUAAUAUUUAUUAUGUCAUUGCCUAAAAGUGUUUUAUAUAAAUAUAAAAGUCACAUUAAUAGGACGCUUUAAAUGUAGUUUAUUAGCAUUGAAACAAUCACAGCCGUACCACAAACGUAACUAUCGUUAGUCAACUCGUUUUAAUUGCACACAAAGAUGGCAGACAAUCAAUUAUAUUUAAUGCUUCCUGAAUGUUUAUAGAGAACUAGCUAUAACUCGCGUAUUGAGGGGGGGAGGGGCGACUUGUGCGAGUGUUAAGUAUAAAAAAGUAACCUAUGUCCUUCCGUGAGGUUAAAUCUUGUUUUUUAUACUAAAUUUCAUCGAAAUCGAUUAAAUGGUUUGACCGUGAAAGCGUAUUUAUAAUAUUAAUAAAUGAUAUUAUUCAUUCUACACUAUCAUGCAGGCGAGAAAGAUUGCAUGAGUGAUAAGAAACCGUGAUUUAUAAACAAAUUGUGCACAUGAAAGCUUAGUGGUGCAUCGGGUAUGAUUCUUUCGUUUUAACCACGGGGCCAUGUAGUCUAUAUACGUCCUGACUGCCUCAUUGGUCCAGUGGCUAGAUGUAAGGCCGCAGACCCCGAGGUCCCGGGCUCAAAUCAAAGCUCAAGCCGAAAAAGGUAGGUAUUGUGUUAUUCUAUCGAAAAUCGCAGUAGCAGCCCGGAAUAUGGAAGUUGGAAGUGUGACAUUAUUAUUAUUAUAUGUCCUAAGCAGUAAGCUGAUGACUAAUUUUCAUUACAAACGGUGCCGUGGUCAGUCAGUACAUCAUAUAUUAUAUUAUCUGUGGGUUAUAUAAUAUACAACAAUUACGUAAUAUAAUGACUGCCCCGUUGGUCUAGUGGCUUGAUGUAAGGCCGCAGACUCGAAGGUCCUGGGUUCAAUUCCUAGUUCGGGCCAAUAAAAAAGGUCAUUGGGUUUUUCUGUCAGAAAAUUCUCAGUAGUAGCCCGGAGUCUGGAAGUUGGAAGUGUGUACACUCCCGUGCCUCGGAAAGCACGUAAAGCCGUUUGGUCUUGCGCCUAAAUUCUUUCCUAGAUUAUGAGAGUUAGGGAAUAGAGAGUGCACCUGUGUUUGCGCACACACUUGUGCGCUAUAUAUCUCCUGCGUAGUUGGCUAAUCUCUUUUGAGAUUGCCCGCCGUGGCCGAAAUCGGUCUAGAGGACAUUAUUAUUAUUAUUGUUUUAUUAAUAUUAUUAACAAUUACGUAUGUAAAUAGGUUAUUAUAUUAUAACAAAUAUCGGUAUGCACACUCGUUUUUUAUUAGUUAGUAGUAAUAUUAUACUAAAACUGUAAUAUAUCGAAAUAAUAGUAGUUUUGUAAAUAAUAUAAUUUUUAAGAUUUAUUCCAUUCAUGUAUGUAAAAAUGUAUGUUCUACAGGCAUUUAUUUUGUACUUUCUUAUUAAAUGAUUUAAAUUAA